This is a messenger RNA of Geodia barretti, 3138 nucleotides long. Lineage: Eukaryota; Metazoa; Porifera; Demospongiae; Tetractinellida; Geodiidae. The record is from the annotation of a GenBank genome assembly.
GAUGCUGUGAUAGGACUGGAAAGGACUCUCUACUCUAUCCAAGAAGGCUCUGCUCCUGCAGUGGAAGUGUGUAUCGUCGUGUAUAGGCCGACUGGGAUCUGUCCUAUUCCAUUCCCAUUCUCUGUCAUGUUCUCAACCAGCGAUCUCACUGCAGUGGUCGACAACGACUAUUUGGAUGCAGACACGAUCCAACUCUUUGGAGCGUGUGCUACAAAGCGUUGCAUAUCUGUACCAAUCGUGGAUGAUUCCACAGAAGAGCCUGAUGAACAAGUAUCUAUCUCUCUCGGUGAUCCCUCUGACAGUCGGAUAACCGCUUCACCACGACAGGGACUGAUUAACAUAACAGACACGAAGCCAGCCAACAUAUCUCUGGUCUCCUCUCCCUCCUCCUCCAUUGUGGCAGGAGACAGUGUCACUCUCACCUGCACCAUCUCCCUGCCUGUUGGAGUAACCGAUACUCCAUCAUUCAUGUGGGAGGGGCCUGGAGUAAUCCCUACUCCAACUGAUCCCACCUCCAGUGGGAGGAUGGUGUCAAGUACCCUAGUACUCCAUGAGGUUGCGACAUCUCAGGCUGGACUCUAUACGUGUACUGCCUCCCUCAGAGGCUCUAUAGAUAAUUCUACCACCCUCAUUGUGCAGAUUGCAGUUCCUACUCCUGUUGUUACUGCCAGUGGUAGUAUGUUAGCUGGAGCACCACUCACUCUACAGUGUGACUUCAAUCUCAGUGCAUCAGUGGAGGACAUUAGUGUUGAUACAGUUGUCACAUGGACGGUGGGAAAUACAGCCGUAACUACCUCUGGAGAAGGAAGGAGGGUCUAUAAUAGUGGAACAAAUCUUGAAUUCUCCCUUUUGACUACCUCUGACACUGGCAGAUACACAUGUACACUUGCCAUAAUACCGCAGACAUCCUUUAUUACUGUGGACGGUCCAAAAGAGAGUCCAGAGAAAAUCAUAACUGCUCAAAUACCUCCACCAGUUGUGACAGUCUCUCUGAGUCAGAAUGGUCCACUGUAUGCUGGUACUAGUCUGACUGUCACAUGUACUGUUACACUGGACUCUAGUGUCAACAACAAUGAACUGGUCUCCACUGACUGGACUGGUCUAGACCACGUACCUAUAGACAGAAUCUCAACCACCCCUGUCAUUAGAGUAAUCGACAGUAGCUACACCAGUACCCUCACCAUCAGUCCUCUAGCUGAUCAAGACGAUGGCACACUCAACUGUACUGGGACAGCCACUGGAGCAACUCACAUCCAGUCAGCUUCUAAUGCCGUAAUAGAUGUGAUCGUCCCGCCUGCUCCAUAUGUCACAAUCUCAACAACUGGACUCUCGAUUGCAGGCCAGAGCUACACCUUCAAAUGUUCAGCUAGUGUAGUGGCAGGACUGGUGGCAGAGCCUCACAUGAAGAUAGUUUUACCCAACACAACUGAGAUAUCAGUAGUAGCUACUAAAAUGCUAAAUCACACAUUCUCUUCUCUGAGGAUUUCUGAUGGAGGCCAAUACACCUGCACAGCCACUAUCAACAUCCCACAGGUUGGUGCAACUAACAUCCAGUCUUCAGUAGCAAAGACAUUGGCUGUUGUUUAUGCCUACCCAGUUGAGAGGCUUUGGUCCAGCAGAACAACAGGAACUUCUAUCACCUUCUAUUGGAGUCCUCCAAGUAUUGGAGCUCACCUCACCAUGAACUAUCAUCUGAAGUGUGAUCCUCUGUUGAUUGAAUUACCAAUUCGUCAGGCAUUAGUGUCAGCUACGAGUACCUCAGCCGUUAUAACUGAUCUCCAUCCUGGAAAUAUCUACAACUGUAGUAUCUUUACCGUUGGUCCCUUGGGAAACUCAGAGCCAAAAUCACACAAUAUUACCACUCCUGAGAUUGCUCCCUCAGGUUCUCCAGAGAUGUUUGGGGCAGUAGCUGGAGAGAGAGAAGUGGAGUUCUCCUGGUCUCCCCCACCUCCCACCCAGCAAAAUGGAGUCAUCACCAGCUACACCCUCUCCUGCUCCCCCUCCCCCUCCUCCCUCCCCCAGUCCCCCUCCUCCCAGUCCUCUGGCUCUCUCUCAGUGACUGGCUUCUCUCCCAACACUCUCUACUCCUGUUCUCUGACUGCUAACAAUAGUCAGGGAUCUGGACCGCCUGCUACAGCUAUCUUCACUACCCAGCAAGACUAUGCCUAUUUUCAGUUGCGACUUAAAGGAGUAUUGCCUUGUCCAAACGUGAUAGCAACACUUACAGAGCAGAAACUAAAAGACGUUGAAACUAAAAUCAUACAGAUAUUUAAAGCAGGAUGCGCCGAAUGUAGUAGUAAUGUGUUGGACGAACAGUCGUUUUCCUGUUUUGAGGAAUCUCCGUUAUUCCUGACGUAUCGAGCCAGACUGGAGGGAACCUCUGAGAGGGACAGUGGCUCCCUCGUCUCUCUGAUAGAGGCCUGGGUGAGAGGAGGCGGGGCCAGUGUCAUUGUGACUGGAGUACUGAUGACUGUUGACUCCCAGUGCUCAGUGACCAUCUCUUCUCUCAGUGAUCCAGAGUGCUCGAAACCUUCCCCACCACCAAAUGAACCUAAACCUUCCCCUACCCAAACUCUACCGACUGCAGGCAGUGACAGCACUGCCGCCAUUAUUGGAGGGGUUGUGGCAAUUGUGCUCAUCAUUGCUAUUGUAGUAACCAUUGUAGUUAUUGCUGCUCUGAUCCUAAAGAAUCGUCGACUGACUACCAAGACUGCUGAAAAGUUUGAGAUGGGUCUAGUGCCAGGUUCUCCUGGAGUCAUUCCAACUUCCACCAACUCUGCCUACCACACAGUAAAGAAGGAGGGGAGGGUGACUGGGACGUAUGACAUCCCACUGAGAGCUGGGGACGAAGGAGGAUACGAUAUUAUCUGUCCCUCACCUCCUCCUCCUCCUCCUCCUCCCUCCCGUCCCUCACCUCCUCCUCGUCCUCGUCCUCCCUCCCAACAGUCUCUCCCCAAACUCCCUGAGUCUGAGGAGGAGGUGUACGAAGUGAUCCCUGGAGAGGACAACUGACUGGAUGGAUAUUACGUUACUGAUAGAGAGCUAGUUGUGGACUAUUGUCUUGUAGGCUUCAUGCAACUAUAUUAAUUUUGUAUUUUUGCAACGCAGCAACACCCUCGUAUAUACCCAAAUAAAAAG